UUUAUUCCGAACAGGAUAUUCACUGCGUGACUAUUGUUGAUCUUUCUCUUUCCGGUCGCCACCAUGAAGGUCGAACUCUGUGCGUUCAGCGGCUACAAAAUCUACCCUGGCCAUGGGAAAAGAAUGGUCAAAAUUGACGGGAGGGUCUUCAAUUUUGUUAAUGCAAAAUGUGAGCGUUCCCAUUUGAUGAAGAGAAACCCUCGUAAGAUCAAUUGGACAGUGCUAUACAGGAGGAAACACAAGAAGGGCCAAACUGAGGAAGUUACCAAGAAGAGGACGCGUCGUACCACCAAAUUUCAGCGUGCUAUCACUGGUGCAACUCUCACAGACAUCAUGGCAAAGAGGAACCAGAAGCCCGAAGUCAGAAAGGCACAGAGGGAACAGGCUAUCAGAGCUGCUAAAGAAAAAAAUAAGGCAAAGGAUGCUGUCAAGAAAGCCACCAAGGCUGCAGCUCCCAAGCAAUCACAGAAGGUAAAAGCCACAAGGAGCACACCAACAAGCAAGCCACGUGUUGGCGGAAAGCGAUAAAAUCCUCUGUAUAAAUUAUUGUAAUAAACUUGCCUUCUGGUGAUCUA
Messenger RNA from Pecten maximus, 575 nucleotides. Its product is annotated as 60S ribosomal protein L24-like. The record is from RefSeq and is a predicted model, not a curated record. Gene Ontology annotation, cellular component: cytosolic large ribosomal subunit. Gene Ontology annotation, molecular function: mRNA binding; structural constituent of ribosome. Gene Ontology annotation, biological process: cytoplasmic translation. Bases 64 to 528 code for a protein of 154 amino acids. Lineage: Eukaryota; Metazoa; Mollusca; Bivalvia; Pectinida; Pectinidae. The transcript is spliced from 5 exons.